GGUGUUUGGGACGGGUUUAAAAGACUGUUAAACGAUCUGCUGUCACUAUGCAUCUAGGAAGCCUGUGUGUGAGCUGCACUCAUGGAGAAAAGCAGUUGUUGUUCUUACCUGGACAUCUUUUCUUUGCUGUCUCCACUCAUUUUCAUUUUUGAUGUGGUGGGGGACCUGUGGACCAUAGUGUCCCUCUAUGAAGAAGAGAAAUACAUCCCCAUGGGAUUGAUGAUAUUUAUUCUGCUCGCCUCCUCGGUUCUCCUGCAGAUCUUCAGCUGGCUUUGGUACACUGAUCACCCUGAGGCCAGAGUAGAGCGUUUCAUCAUGGAGCACAAGUUACUCCCCGUGGUGCACAUCUUGCAGCUUGGAGUCUUCCUCAGAAUUUUAGAUGUGGUGGAUGUCUCAAUCCACAACUUGAAACACAAGACGAAGGUCACCCUGGACUCGAUCGAUGACUUCAGCAUGCUGAAGAUGUUCGAGAUGUUCACCGAAAGUGUUCCACAGAUCGUCCUGAUGACGGUUCUCAUUAUGCAGACGCCAGAGCUGCACCUCUUCACAGGUCAGACAAAAAUAAAUCAAUCAAUUAAGAAGCUGCCUUACACUCUCUCAGUCCAGACAUUUUACAGAGUUAAUAAAACAUUGUUUGUCUUUUCAGUUGUUAAAAUCAUCGCCUCUCUUAGCUGCAUGGCGUUGUCCAUGUUGUCCUUCCAUCGCAAUAUGCGUGAGCGUGUCUCCAAGGAGCUUAAGAUAGGAUGCUUUUCUUUACCUACUGUCCUCUACUUCCUGUGGAACCUGUUCCUGAUUGGCCCACGUGUGGUGUGUGUGUCCCUCUUCGCCUCCGUCCUGCCCUGCUACAUCGCCGCACACUUCCUGUCCCUGUGGAUGCUGCUGGUCCUCUGGGCCUGGUGGCAGAAGACGGACUACAUGGACACUAACGCUGGAGAAUGGCUGUACCGGGCCACCGUAGCCCUCAUCUGGUACUUCAGCUGGUUUAAUGUAGCAAAAGACAGUCCGAAACUCAGAGGAAUCAUCUACCACAUGGUCAUAGGGGUGGACACGAUGCUCCUGUUAGGAUUAUGGUGGUGGAGGAGAUCUGUGGAAUCAGCUCGUCUUGGUCCACUACUUAUUAAUCCCUACCUACUUAUUGCUAUGUUAAUCAUCAUCUACAUUAUAGGAGUCCUACUGAAACUGGUUUAUUACUGGAAGUUUAAUCCAGAUCAAGGUUUACCGUUAGACAAGAAAACAGAGAAGUUAUUAGUUUUCCUAAAAGACAUCGAACUCCCACAUCAUAUUGAGAUACGUGAAGAAGUGAUAAAUUCUGAAGGUAUGAGAGUAGUCACUGAGAUAUCUAAAUUCACAACUGUACCUGAAUAUGACAGAAGUCUAGUUCUGCCCCAAAGUACUGGUGUCCAAGAGAGAAGAAGAAAAAUGGUUGAUAAUUUCUAUUGCAACGAGUCUAGAACUAGACCUAUACCAGACAUUUAGGGUGUGUUAGACCUUUUGGUUUUUCCUUGUCUUAUUUUCCCCCAUCCCAAAGAUUACCCUUCUUUUGUGCUCCUACAGAUCGUGUACAUCAUAAACAGCAAUCGCAAUAAAACACAAACUCAAGGUGAACCAGUCAAAAUAGUAUAUAAAAAAAAUAAUCCCACUAAAAGUGCUAUUACAGUUAUCAGAAAACGUUUUUUUUUUUUUUUUUUCUUAUUGUAUCCUAACCUCUCUACAAGCUGGCUGCUUUUCUGGACUGACAGACUUUUUUUUAAAAAUAUCUUCACAAAUCCAUAAUUAUUUUUGGGAGGAAAAAUCUUUUUGGGAAGCAAGGCUCAACUGGAGUUUAUGAACAUGCUUACACACAAGAACCGAGAACAUGUUGUUAAUGUAUAACUUCGCAUAUCUCCUAGCGUCACGUGUCACGGAAAAUUUUACAGUGUGUGCUCGAUGUUUUCUUUCUUUCUUUGUUUGUUUAAAGCAAACAGUCCCGAUUUAACACUUUCUACGCAGCCUCUAUAUAUAUAUCCGUGGAAGCAAAUUUGUGCCGGGCCCGAAAGAAGAAGAAGAAAAAAGAUUGCAUGAUGAAAUGUUGAAUUAUUAUCUCGAAAACUCCGUGUAAGACUUUUGCAUGGUGUUGUUUUAUACCCGUCUGUCUAGUUUACUUACGACUGUUGGUGGUGCUGUUGCGUUUGGUUCCACAAACAUCCAAAAACCUGAUGUGGGUGCCAAAAAAAAUGAAACCUUAUCGUGACGUUUGAAAGAGAGCUGAACGUGUCCCUCUGUGUCGGAUUCAUGGAUAGAACGCGCCUCGAAGCAAGACGAAAUCAGCCGUUCGUUAUGCAGCAGGUCAACACACACAUGAUGCCCUGAGUGCCGGAGUCUCAUGUCGGCGACGUGCUCGAUCACGACACAAUCAGCUCAGACCACGGGGACACUCGUGAGACAAGAUGAGACGUCAGCUGAUCCUGCUAAACAGAGUCUCACACUGAAAACUCCACUUCCUGUUGUGAAGAUAAUAUCUGUCUUGAGAUCACUUCCUCUGAUUGGUGAACCCGAGCCUCAUGGUUCAGUUACAUUUUCCCUUUUGCAGAAGAUUAGGGAGAAGAAUCAAAAUCGAUCUCCUUAUUUCUCUUAAAAAAGUCACCUUAUUUAGAUUUCAUUUCGCCUGUUGUAAGCGGUGUCAAAGGUCUGCAGAGCUGUAGAGCAAAAUCAGGCCUUAGUCUACUGCUCCAAAAAGAGGUCAAUUAAGCACCUGCCUUUUUCCUUAUAGUCAGGGGAGGGUCAUAGAUAACACAGUUAUGAGACUGGAACCUUUGGUAAGAGAUGGCCUCCUCUCCAUGAGUCUCACCAAAUUGCCCAAGCCUAAUCAACUGAUGCAACUGACACGACUCAGGAGAAUCCAUUUACAAAACCCAAGACAGAAUCCAAAAUCUGAGCCAAAGCAAGGGCAAGGGUCAAACACAGAAACUCAGGAAGAGACCACAUGGAGGUCACAUCCCAGAUAGCAGACCAACACUGAAUCAACACUGAAUCAACACUGAAUCAAUGUUGCAUCAACCAAACUAUCAUUGAAUCAACGAUGGUGUUGAUCUUGAUGCAACCCUCCCAUUUUAUCCGGGCUUGGGAUCGGCAUUGGGUACCCACCCAAGAACUGAACCCAAACCAUGGCAGUGAGAGCAUAGGAGCCUUAGCCACUGGACCACCAAAGAACCCACUGAGGUCAGGUGAUAUGCGUUGUGUUGAAUGAGGGGACGAUUAGAUUGACAUUAAAUCUAAGCCCCGCCAGUGGGGAAAUGAAGCUGACCAAAUCUCUUUGUCUUUUCAACACUGAAAAGCAAUGACUUAUCAACAACGAUUCGAUAUUAUUUAGCACUGAAUAUCCAACCUCAACCAAAAUGAUGAUUCUGAUGGAAUUUCAACAUUGAAUCACUUUGCUAUUCAUUCUGCUGCUCCCAUCAUGAGUUCCAUCAUCAAUAAAGAUUAGUGAGAAUGUUCCAGAAGCAGCCAUGCAAGCCCCAGCCAUGACACGACCUCCACCAUGUUUCAUUUAAAUUCAUACAUUUAAAUAUAUAUAUCCUGAAUUGACAUAUUUCUGUAAAGCUGAAUUGGGACAAUGCCCAUUGUUAAAAACGCUAUACAAAUAAAAUUGACCUGAAUUGCAUUGAA
Molecule: messenger RNA, 3645 nt
Organism: Ictalurus punctatus (channel catfish)
Lineage: Eukaryota; Metazoa; Chordata; Actinopteri; Siluriformes; Ictaluridae
Product: XK-related protein 8
Exons: 2
Coding region: 82-1476 (464 amino acids)
Biological process (GO): phosphatidylserine exposure on apoptotic cell surface; apoptotic process involved in development; engulfment of apoptotic cell
Cellular component (GO): plasma membrane
Source: RefSeq, a predicted model, not a curated record